Fragaria vesca subsp. vesca is the source of this 2967-nucleotide messenger RNA. RefSeq names its product probable LRR receptor-like serine/threonine-protein kinase At3g47570-like. Gene Ontology annotation, biological process: protein phosphorylation; hormone-mediated signaling pathway. Gene Ontology annotation, molecular function: protein binding; protein kinase activity; ATP binding. Lineage: Eukaryota; Viridiplantae; Streptophyta; Magnoliopsida; Rosales; Rosaceae. The record is from RefSeq and is a predicted model, not a curated record. The transcript is spliced from 2 exons. Bases 1 to 2967 code for a protein of 988 amino acids. Gene Ontology annotation, cellular component: plasma membrane.
AUGGACAGCAAUAGGCUAGAGCUUGGAAGAGGAAACGAGACGGAUCGGCUGGCAUUGAUUGCCAUUAAAGCUCAAAUACACCAAGAUCCUAAUCAGCCGGUCAUGAGCUCCUGGAAUGAGUCCACUCAUUUUUGCAUAUGGUAUGGUGUCACCUGCAGCCGACGCCAUCUUCAGAGGGUCACUAAGCUGAACCUAACUUCCCUGAAGUUAUCCGGAUCAAUAUCUCCUCACAUAGGAAACCUGAGCUUCCUGAGGGAGUUACUCCUCUAUGAUAAUAGCCUCACCAACAAAAUUCCUCCAGAAAUUGGGUACUUACGGAGGUUGCUGAUAUUAAAUCUAGUAAACAACUCACUCAGUGGUCCUAUUCCUGCCAAUAUCUCCAAUUGUUUCAACCUCAGAUUCCUCUCUGUUUCGAACAACAUGCUGGUAGGUAACAUUCCUCCACAACUUGAUUCCUUGUCUAAGCUUGAGUAUCUUGUUUUGCAAAUUAAUAAUUUAACAGGAGAGAUACCUCCUUCCUUGGGUAAUCUUUCCAGUCUUGACACACUUCGUGCUCGUCAGAAUAACUUGGUGGGCAGUAUUCCUAGUUCUUUAGGCCAACUGAAAAAAUUAUCAUAUUUUUUGGUAGAGUCAAAUAGGUUGUCUGGUACCGUCCCUCCCUCCAUCUAUAACAUCUCUAGUCUCCUUUCUUUUGCCAUAGCAGACAACCAGAUUCAAGGGGGCAUGCCCCCAUCCUUAUUCAGAACCCUCCCGAAUCUCCAAUUUUUUAGCAUUGUCCUUAAUCAGUUUACUGGAUCACUUCCUCUCUCAAUAAGCAAUGCUACUAAUCUAGUGGUAUUUCAAGUUAAUAAUAACGAACUGAAAGGGCAAGUGCCGAAUUUACAAAAGCUUUGCAACCUUGGGUUUUUCAACAUUCUACAUAAUCAUCUUGGAAGCGGUAGUGAUGGGGACUUAAGUUUUUUAUCAGACUUGACCAAUGCCACGAAGUUGCAGUGGUUGCUAAUAGGAUUCAACAACUUCGGAGGGACGUUGCCGGCAUCAAUAUCUAAUCUCUCAACCCUUUCAAUUCUACAUGUUUGGAACAACCGUUUACACGGAAGCUUCCCUGCAGGGAUAGGGAAUCUAGUCAACAUGAAAGAAUUGAAAUUGGGUGAUAACAUGUUCACAGGUAAUAUUCCCACUGACAUCGGGAAGCUUUCAGGUAUUCGGAUAUUGGAAUUUGGAAACAACAGAUUAUCCGGGAGCCUCCCAUCCUCUCUAGGAAAUCUGACAUCAUUACUUCGUCUCGAAUUGCAAGGAAAUUACUUUAAUGGCACCAUCCCUAGAAGCCUCGGGGAAUGCCGUUCAUUGCUGUUGUUGAAUCUUUCUUGUAAUAACCUUAGUGGCGCCAUCCCUCCACAAGUUAUUGGCCUUUCCUCCUUAUCAAUAUAUUUGGAUUUGUCUGAGAAUCGUCUCAGUGGUUCCCUUCCCUUGGAGGUAGGAAAGUUAAAAACUCUAGGCAUAUUAAAUGUCUCUAAUAAUAUGUUAUCAGGAAAACUUCCUGGUAGCUUUGGUAGCUGUGAGAGUUUGGAAGUCCUUCUCUUGCAAGGGAACUUCUUUGAUGGCCCCAUUCCUUCAGCUUUGGGCUCCUUGAAAGGGAUUCGAGAAUUAGACAUUUCCCACAACAAUCUCUCCGGUGAGAUUCCUGAGUUUCUAGCGAGGCUUAGAGGUUUGAAGCAACUUAACCUGUCUUUCAACAAAUUUUGGGGUGCAGUGCCAGUUAAAGGUGUCUUUAACAAUGCAAGUGUCAUUUCAGUUGUCGGAAACACAAGACUUUGCGGUGGUAUUUCUGAUCUCCACCUUCCAAAGUGCAAGUUUAAGGAAUCGAGGUCUCCUAGCAAGAAACUAACAAUCUCAUUAGUCUCUACAUUCACUGUUCUUGGAGUAGCUAUGCUGUUGACGUUUCUUUUUCUUUGUUUCUUGAAAAAGAGAAGCAAAGAAACUCCAUCAAGCUCAUUAGCGAACUUUGCUUUACAAGUGUCGUAUAGUGCUCUCUUGAAAGCUACUGACGGCUUCUCUGCAGCAAAUUUGAUUGGUGCUGGUAGUUUUGGGUCUGUAUACAAAGGAAUUCUCGACGAAGAUGGAGCUCAGCUUGUUGCUGUGAAGGUGUUUAACAUGUUACGCCGGGGUGUUUCAAAGAGUUUCCUAGCCGAAUGCGAGGCACUCAGAUAUAUCAGACACCGAAAUCUAGUCCCGAUUAUAACUGCAUGUUCCUGUGUGGACUAUCAUGGUAAUGAUUUCAAGGCUUUGGUUUAUAAGCUCAUGGAGAAUGGGAGCUUAGAGGAGUGGCUGCAUCCAACUACUGAGACAAAAGACACACCAAAGAGUUUAAGUCUUGUUCAAAGGCUAGACAUUGCCAUUGACGUUGCAUGUGCAGUGGAUUAUCUUCAUAAUCAUUGUGAAACACCAAUAGUUCAUUGCGAUCUCAAGCCGAGCAAUGUUCUUUUGGACCACGACUUGACGGGACAUGUUGCUGAUUUUGGAUUAGCUAGAAUCCUCUCAAGACUAGCUGAUAACGUUUCAGCAAAUCAAUCAAGUUCCAUUGGAAUAAGAGGGACUGUCGGUUAUGCUGCUCCAGAGUAUGGAAUGGGAAGUGAGGUGUCGACAUAUGGAGAUGUCUACAGCUUUGGCAUUCUCAUGUUAGAGAUGUUUACGGGGAAGAGACCCACUGAGCACAUGUUCAUGGACGAUUUGAACCUUCAUAAGUGUGUGAAGAUGGCCUUGGGCAAACGAGCUUCAGAGAUUGCAGAUUCGUCAGUUGUUCAAGAAGGCAAUCCAAGGCAGAGCACCAACGAUGCUCUUGAAGAAUGUUUGAGUUCAGUAUUAGGUAUUGGAGUUGCAUGCUCUGUGGAAUCCCCAACAGACCGAAAGAAUAUUGGUGAUGUUGUGUCUAAACUGAAAAAGAUUCGAGCAACUCUUGUUGGAUAG